CACACACGCACACGACGCAGCAGCGCUCAAGUGAGCUCGCAGAAUGAUUGGCUGCUACCUGGAAAACCAGCACGGCGUGCUGCGACGGCGACCGGCGGAGAAAUAUUAACCUGUGGAAGUUAAUGAGGUUGAGGUAACAGCCUCCGCGUGAAUACAACAGGUCAGUUCCCUUUGUUUUUACAGUCUGUUGACAGACAGCGUGUUCUCAAAACGUCUGCACUUGGUCGAGUGAGUUCACGCUAAUCUGAUCUAACGACACAGACGUUAGACUGAGUUUGUGUGGUAAAUCUCUUCUAUAAGCUUCGCGUUGUGUUGGGUUGUGUUCGUCGUAAACCCCUAAAGGGAUUUCCUGGGAAAAGCCGAGGGUGGGAUCGGUGUUGCUGGGAAAAGUGCUUGCUCAUCCUUUAUCAGCAGGAGUGCGUGAGUCAGCGCCUGCUCCUUUACACUGGGCGCUGUCGCAACACGCGCACACACGCACACACGCGCACACGCAAACACACGUCAACACACACGCACACAGCUCCCUCCCUCUCAGAUGCGCACUCACAGGACAUAUGACUGAGUCAGGGUGCGUUUUUAGUUUGCAACACAAGUGAGAUAAGGCUUUCUGGGAAGCGUAGUCUGACCGGGCGGCAUUCCAUUUAGAAAUACCUCCACGGGCGCAACAGCUGGGACUUUACUCCAAGAGCCGUGGACGCGUUAAGUUCAGCUGCGUAAGACGUGCAUGGCGGCCAUGGCGGCGUCCCGGUCGUCCGUGUUUACCUUCGAGUCCACCGUGCACUCCGCGCACGUCCUGCGCCGCCUGGACGAGCAGCGCCGGCGGGAGACGCUGUGCGACGUCACGGUGGUGGUGGAGGGUCGGAGCUUCCGCGCGCACCGCUCCGUGCUGGCCUCCUGCAGCGAGUACUUCUCCCACAGGGUGUCCGCGCUCGCACAGCAUGGGGUGGUGGUCACUCUGCCGCAGGAGGUGACUGCUGCCGGCUUCGAGCCGUUGCUGGCGUUUGCCUACACGUCUAAAUUACACUUCGGGAAAGACAAUGUCCUUGAAAUACGUAACUCGGCUUCGGUGCUCGGUUUCAGGGACUUAGACGAGGCGUGUUUUGAUUUCCUCCUCCCGAAGUUCCUCAACAGCAACGCCUCGGCCUCGUUUCCAAGAAAGACCUGCUGUAAAAGGAAAUGCAAGCAGCAACUCUCGAGGGACGGCCGCGGCAUAGAUUCUGACGAUGCGCCGCCGGGCGACAAAGCGGCCAAACCGGUUGCUGACUCACCGUCUCAGCAGGAGGAGGCUCAGGCCUGUGAAGCCCCGGGGGACGGCCGGAGCGGCGCCGGCGCGCUCACGCCGGCGCCCGAGAAGAAAAAGAGCGAUUUCACGCAGUGUCCGAAGUACCGCAAGUUCCAGCGGGCCUGUGGGAGAGAGAGCUGCGUCCUGGAGAAGCGUCUGCACAACACGGCGACCGUGAUCAGGGGCGUCUGCGAGCUGCUCUGCUCGCCCUGUCCCGGCAGCAGAGCCCGCAGCCAGGACAUCGAGAUGGGAUUCCCCGCAAAGCUGGGCCCGGGUGCCACCAGGCCGAGCAAAAAGGCCGAGAGGCACGAGGAGGAGCCCGAGGGGGUUGUGAACGGGGACAGAGAGGGAGGAUGGGGGGAGAAGGAGGCGGGACGUGGCGUCUCGAGGACGGGGGGAGAAGCGGAGCUGGCUGGAUUUGGCUCCGAGGGUUCAGGCGCGGUGGGAGCGAGGUCACCGCACCGCUGCCCCUCGGUUCUGGCUGCAGCCGCACAGGACGCGACGAGGGCCGGUGGUGCAGCAGAGCCGGGAUCUGUCCGGCAACCGGCGCAUGAACAGAAGGAGAUGGUGAUGGAGGACGGGGUGCAGGCGGGAAGCGUGAGUGUGUUGGUGAACCAGGCCCGGGAGGAGGCGCCGGACGCCGGGCCCACGGCGCCGGACGCCGGCCGGUCCCGGACCAGCUACCAGGACCCCGACCCGGGCAGCUCCUCGGACGCGGCCGCCCUCGGCGCCGGCGGCGCCGCGUGCCCGUUCUACCAGGGCGGCGCCGGCGGCGGCCGGUGCGCGUGGAAGGCGGCGGCGCUGUCCGAGUGCGAGGGGGCGUCGCAGUCGUCCCUGAACUCGGCCGACGACGGAGACUCGGAGACGGAGACGGAGGGCGACAGCGAGUGCUACGCCAGAGAGCGGGCCCGAGAGGUGCAGCUGCCGUUCCCCGUGGACUGGGUCGUGGACCUGAGCCGCAACGACUUCCAGCACCUGCUCAAGCAGCAGGUCUUCACGCCGGAGCAGCUGGAGUUCGUCCACGACAUGCGGCGCCGCUGCAAGAACCGCCUGGCCGCGCAGCGCUGCCGCAAGCGCAAGCUCGACUGCAUCUACAACCUGCAGUGUGAGAUCCACAAGCUGAGGACGGAGCGGGAGAAGCUGCUGGUGGAGAGGAGCCAGCUGGGCCAGAUGAAGCUGAAGACGUGCCACACCCUCUCCGCCCUGUGCCAGCGGGUCUGCAGCGAGGCCAGCCUGCAGCCGGAGCAGCUGGAGGUGCUGGCCCGGUUCAGCUCCACAGACUGCCCCCUGGCCUCCCUGCUGCCCCACGCGGACCCCCCCCCGGCGCAGCCCGGCUUCAGGGAGGCCUCGUCCUCCGGCGGGGACGCGGUCGCGGGGGGCGGUCAGUAUUGAGUGUAGAGAGGAUGAUCAUCAGCGUGGAGGGAGGAUGCUGCAACAUCAGCAGAUGUGAAACAUGGCUACAAUGCAUUUACUGUAAAAUAAGACAAUAGGACAGUACUUCUAUUAAGAGGUCAGGGAAACAUUCCAGAUGUUUGACUCUCAGGUGGUAACAGGGAACUUCAGCUCACAUUGCACACAGUGUUGGACCUUCUAUGUGGAGGACAACACGCCGCUGCAGUUUGCACCACAACCAAAGAGCAAAACAACCAAACACACACACAAAAAACUCAACAGGACUUGAAGAGUGUGCCAUGUUUACCUGCUGGCUGUCGCAUUCAGCGCCGUCACUGCGGUGCCGACCGCGGUGACGCGCCUCACGCGUCACACAUCUGGCUCCGCGGGUUGGCAGAAAUGCGCUGUGUAAAGAAGCAUGAUGGGAUGGAAACCACCCAACCGACCCGAGCCCGGUGCGCCGCCCGCAGUCCACAGGCUCGGCUAAAUACGGUGGCCUUCAAGGGUCAGGUGAACAAUGUAGCAAUAACCCACUGACAGAUGCAGCACAAUCACAUUAAGGUUUAUAUUUUUUUAGUGUAUCGCAGUUAUUAUGUCAUGCGCUCAAGCUUUUCGGUCAACUUUCACCUACUUUACAGUAGAUCUCUGACACUCAGGCCUUUGACGGGAAACCAGUUUCACAACUUUACCCUCAGCUCCUCGGUUUCUACUGUAUCACACGUUUGUGGAUUUACUAUUUCUCCUCAUGGUCUUUUAAUCAACAGCCACCAUAAUGUACGAACAUAGUAUGAAUAAAUACUGUUCCAAAUAGUGAGGAAACACCAUGCAUUUGGAGGAUUCUGACGGUCCACAUGCGUAAUGACGUAUGUGUUUUUACGUCGCACCAGGCUCACGCGAACUAAUGCUGGAUAACGCUGGUGCACAGUGCCCUCUAGCGGCGUAUUUGUAUAUGUAAACAUAUCAUUGACUAUAGAUACAAACACAUUCAUUAAUUUUUGUAUCUGCAUUUGACAAUGUCCAAAUGGAUUCCUUUAUUUUGUAAGUUAAAGUGAAACUGUAUCAAUUUUUAAAAAAUGUAAAGUUUUAUUUUUCUACUUCUUUCGUCUCAGUUUAUGAAGAUAUAGAACAAAUCCACCACAACGGCUGCCAGUGUUCGUUGUUAAUGUAGCCUUCACACUGAACUACCAAAUUAAAAUGUUUCUUCUUCUUGAUUUCACACUUUGUUGUUAGAUUGUUAUUAGACGUUUGUUUAAUGUGUCAAACAAAAUAAAACUGAAAGCUGUUGACCUUA
Molecule: messenger RNA, 3965 nt
Organism: Betta splendens (Siamese fighting fish)
Lineage: Eukaryota; Metazoa; Chordata; Actinopteri; Anabantiformes; Osphronemidae
Gene: bach1b
Product: BTB and CNC homology 1, basic leucine zipper transcription factor 1 b
Exons: 5
Coding region: 725-2674 (649 amino acids)
Biological process (GO): regulation of transcription by RNA polymerase II
Molecular function (GO): RNA polymerase II cis-regulatory region sequence-specific DNA binding; DNA-binding transcription factor activity, RNA polymerase II-specific; protein binding
Source: RefSeq, a predicted model, not a curated record